Oryza sativa Japonica Group (Japanese rice) is the source of this 930-nucleotide messenger RNA. Its product is annotated as glucan endo-1,3-beta-glucosidase GII. The record is from RefSeq and is a predicted model, not a curated record. Gene Ontology annotation, cellular component: plasma membrane. Gene Ontology annotation, molecular function: hydrolase activity, hydrolyzing O-glycosyl compounds. Gene Ontology annotation, biological process: carbohydrate metabolic process. Lineage: Eukaryota; Viridiplantae; Streptophyta; Magnoliopsida; Poales; Poaceae.
CAAAUGAUCGGUGUGUGCUAUGGCAUGGUGGGUAAUAACCUCCCGUCGCGGAGCGAGGUGGUGCAUAUGUACAUAUCCAAGGGCAUCAAACGGAUGCGCAUCUACUACCCCGACAAGGAGGCUCUCAACGCCCUGCGCAACUCCGGCAUCGCCCUCAUCCUCGACGUCGGCGACCAGUUGUCCAACCUCGCCGCCAGCUCCUCCAACGCGGCCGCGUGGGUCCGUGACAACAUCAGCCCCUACUAUCCGGCCGUCAACAUCAAGUACAUCGCCGUCGGCAACGAGGUGGUAGGCGGCACCACGGAGAGCAUCCUCCCGGCCAUGCGCAACGUCAACUCCGCCCUUGCCGCGGCCGGCAUCGGCGGCAUCAAGGUUUCCACCGCGGUGAAAUCCGACGUGAUCGCCAACUAUUACCCUCCCUCCGCCGGCGUGUUCGCGUAUACCUACAUGAAUGGCAUAGCUCAGUACCUGGCGAGCACCGGCGCGCCGCUGCUGGCCAACGUCUACCCCUACUUCGCCUACAAGGAUAAACCGUGCAUCAACCUCAACUACGCCACGUUCCGGGUGAGCCCCACAGAGAGGGACCAAAAUAACGGACUCACCUACACCAACCUGUUCGACGCCAUGAUGCAUGCCAUCUACGCCGCGCUGGAGAAGGCUGGCGCGGGGAACGUGAAUGUGGUGGUGUCGGAGAGCGGGUGGCCGUCGGCGGGAGGGUUCGCGGCGAGCGUGGACAACGCGAGGGCAUACAACCAGGGACUGAUCGAUCACGUCAGGCGUGGCACGCCCAGGAGGCCGAGGCCACUGGAGACUGACAUAUUCGCCAUGUUCAACGAGAACCAGAAGAACGGGGAUCUCACCGAGAGGAACUUUGGCCUCUUCUAUCCUAACAAGUCGCCGGUGUAUCCGCUUACCUGCUUUCCGAACUAG